CCUUAUCUUGAUAGUGGGGUAAGGCUCACAACUCACAAUACAAUAAAGUAAUUAAUUGCCCUAUCAAGCAACUUGAAACCCUCACGAAAAGUCGAAGAGAAGAUCAUUGCAAAUUAUGGAGCGGUUUGGUCGGCUACCGAAUAUUUAUACCGCCGGUAACCAUGGAGCGGUUUGGUCGGCAGUCAUUGUCAUGAAGAUUGACCUUCGAUUGUCAACUUUUCCCAAAUUUUUAGAAUUAGGGUUUCAAAAAAUUGGGGAUUUUUGAUUUAGGAUUCAAAUUGAAGCAAUUUUAUGCAAUUAAAUGAUCGAUCUUGCUCGAAUUUAACUCCUAAAGCAUAGGUAAGUUUUAAUUUACAGAAAAUUUGAUGAUUUUUAGUUCCAAACUCAGAUCUCCUUUUUCUCUCUCGCGUUUCCCAAUAAGCGUCCAAGGCGAUCGCCUAUCGCCUCUGUGGGCUUGCACCUCCCGUAGGUCGCUUCACCUAGGUCUUCGGAUGCGAUUUUCCUCACACCUGGACUCGCCCCUCACCUAGGCGCGUCUUGGGCGCGCUUUUUAAAACUAAGGCCAGACCUACUAUGCUAUAACACCGUUCACCUUGUAGCACUUUCAUGCUAAAUUCAUCAACCACCCAUUUUGAAAGUUUCGGUGAGAUUCAUGUCUUGGACCUUAUUUGGGAGGGUGGAAGGACAAUUGAUUCGGGGGGGAUGAACUUUUUAUUUGAUUGGUAGCUAUGCUUAAGGGGACAAAAGAACAUUUUCAAAUAUAAUAUUCCUCACCAUGUUGGUGUGCAACUAGAGCGUAUUGCUACCACUUUCCCUCGGCGACACUCUAUCAGCACCUUUUCCUGUCGUAAAGUUGUAAAUGGGGUGGAUUUGUGUGGAGAAGUGAAGUGGGGCUAACAAAAAGAGACAAAGCUGCGUUUUGUUGUAAUUUAACGAACAUGAUACAAUGGUUUUCUAACCAAAGACAACCUAAAGGUGAGGUAUCCAAUGUCAUGGUGACCGUAACUACAAAAGCUAGGAAUAAAAAACACCCAUAUAUAAUAUUUCGUUUACCAAAAACCACCCACCAAACUUUAUUUUAGCUCCUUUUAGUUUCUCUUUUCCCCUCCACCACUUCAAUGGUUCGACCACCUCGAUUGGCUAUCUUUCCCCACUUCCAUCCACGUCUAUCUUCUCUCUCUUCCCCCACCACAACACCUAACCUCCUUGGAUAUCUUUCUUCUUCCCAAAGCACCUUAACCACCUCCUCCAAAACUUGAUGUCUAAUUCAUUCAGUCUCUAACCCAAAUCCACCCCCUAUUCUAUCUCAUCUACACCCACAACGAUUUUCCUAUAUUUAGCCCAACCUUGUUGUUCCCAACCACCUUAGCCUUAGCCCCUUGCCCUAAUAUAUAUUCACUCCAAUCCCAACAAAAAUCCUUUACCAUAGAAGAAAUCCACUGGAAAGUCUCUCUUCCACACUUUAUUUUCUUUUGCUACCAUAAAUGAGAAAAAAUUGUUAGUACAGAGGCAAGAGGCAUGGAUAUGUUUAUGGUUGAUUGAGAGAAUAAUAUUGUUUGUGGGAGAGAUGAGUGUUGAAUUACAUCGCAUAAUCAAGAGAAUGGCUUGAUGAUUCUUAAUUUAUGAUUAUUAUUUGUUGAGAUUAGACUUUAGAGAACACAUGGUGGUUGUGGCUAUUUUGGGUGGGGAUUUCACCAUUUGUGGGUACCUUUGUCGUGGAAGAAGAAUUUGUGGUGAGGGUUUAGUUUGUCUGAAUAAUUGAGGUAUAGUGGUGGUGAUGGGAUUCAAAAGGUUGGCAUAAGGUGGUUGUGCAUGUAGCCUUGGAGGGAAGUGGUGUUAAAUGUUAAUAGUUGGAUUGUAUUGGAGCUAGGGUGGCCGGACGGUAGGACUUAGUGGUAGAUCUUGUUUGGUUUUGUUUUUAAAAGAAAGAUUUAGAAGCUAAUAAAGUAACAAUUAGUUUAGUUUUGAUUUUGAUGAUUAAAUUAUUAUCUUUUGACAUAUAUACUAACGAAAAUCAUUAGGGAGCAUGGGUAAACAGUUUACUAGUUGAGAGCGGUUUAGUUGAAUUGUUUCAGUUGUAGGUGGUUAUGAGAAUAAAUCCCUUAGUUAUGACUUAUGCGUGAUUUGGGGUUAAAAUCCUAAUAUUAGUUAUCGAAAAAAAAACUUUGAAGAAGAAAGGAGAUAGAGUAUCACUGGAUAGGGUCUUCACAGUCUGGUUGAGUUGAGACUUCAAACGAAUGAGGUGAAACCAGGAGUUACAUAAUUCAUGGGAUAUGGCAACCCUGCAUAUGAUGGGUACACUAGAAGAUCCAUAAAAUAUAAUGAUUUCCGUUACUAGCAACUUGUAGCAAGUACACUGACAAAAAGCCCAAAGUCCACAAUAUUAAGCAUCAAUAGAAUCUUUUUUUCUGUUACAUAGAAAAGGAUACUUCUGUAAUUACCCCUGCUGCUUCAGAUUUUAAAUUUCUUAACUUCAUUUUUAUAAAUUUCUAAUUAUAACAAAAUGGAUCUCCAAUGGUCGAAGGAUAUGUGGCAUGUAGCAUAUAUGUAUCUAUAUUGUUUUGAUAAAAACAAAACCUACAGAUUUCAUAUAACAGUUUUAAAAGGAUUAUACCUAGAAGAUUCCAAAUCUCUAUAAUUUAGGAAACUAGAGUUUGAGAACAAGCAGGUCUCCUAAACCAGUUUACUUAUUUUCCAAGCAAAGUUUGACUAUAAAUAGACCUUCAACAAUAACAAUCAGUUUGCAUACACAAGGUGAAGAAGAGGAAAAGCAGAGCAGGGCAACAGGCUAAAAUUUCUCCUCAUCCUCCCUCCCAAACAAAAAACAUCACAGAUGGCUCACACUAAGCAAACUGCCCGCAAGUCUACCAUCGGAAAGGUCCCCAAGAAACAAUUAGCCUUCAAGGCAGCACGCAAGUCCGUUCCCAGCACAGGCGGGGUGAAGAAGCCUCACAGAUACAGACCUGGCACUGUCGCCUUCCGUGAAAUUCGCAAGUAUCAAAAGAGCACAGAGCUAUUGAUCAGGAAACUCCCCUUCCAGAGGUUGGUUCGUGAACUCGCUCAGAACUUCAGGAAUGAUCUGCGUUUCCAGAGCCAUGCUGUUCUUGCCACUCAGGGAGCAGCCGAGGCAUACCUUGUUGGUUUAUUUGAAGACACCAAUCUCUGUGCUAUUCAUGCCAAGCGAGUCACUAUAAUGUCCAAGGACAUCCAGCUCGCGAAAAGGAUCAGGUGUCAAGGUGUUUAAGCCUCUCAAGUGUCGAAUAUAUUGGCUAGUUCAAGAUUAAAAUGUCAAUGCUAUCCCUAGUUCACUAUCUCUUCUAGUACUAUCUAGUCUAGUCAAUUAAUAAGCAGUAGAAGCAGUCUUCCCUAGGAUUUUAUCAUUUUCAUGUACAAUUAUCCAAGUAUGUUUCUUUCUUAUAGCUAAUCCAGCCUUUUCAGACGUUUAUUUUCUCAGAUUUCUUCAUAUUUGAGUAAUGAAAGGGAAUUGGUUUCCAGAAUUUA
Beta vulgaris subsp. vulgaris (sugar beet) is the source of this 3501-nucleotide messenger RNA. Its product is annotated as histone H3.3-like. Lineage: Eukaryota; Viridiplantae; Streptophyta; Magnoliopsida; Caryophyllales; Amaranthaceae. The record is from RefSeq and is a predicted model, not a curated record. Bases 2834 to 3244 code for a protein of 136 amino acids. Gene Ontology annotation, molecular function: protein heterodimerization activity; DNA binding; structural constituent of chromatin. The transcript has a single exon. Gene Ontology annotation, cellular component: nucleosome.